Molecule: messenger RNA, 4103 nt
Organism: Chrysoperla carnea
Lineage: Eukaryota; Metazoa; Arthropoda; Insecta; Neuroptera; Chrysopidae
Product: probable multidrug resistance-associated protein lethal(2)03659
Exons: 18
Coding region: 10-4005 (1331 amino acids)
Biological process (GO): transmembrane transport
Cellular component (GO): membrane
Molecular function (GO): ATP hydrolysis activity; ATP binding; ABC-type transporter activity
Source: RefSeq, a predicted model, not a curated record
UAAUUAAAAAUGGAUUUCAGUAAAAAAUAUGAUAAUCCAAAUCCAGUUGAAAAAGCGAAUAUACUGUCAAAAAUAUUUUUCUUGUGGCAGAUACCAUUAUUUCGGAAAGGAUUGAAAAAAGAUUUGGAUGUUGAAGAUAUAUACAAUGCAAAGAAAGCAGAUUUAUCAGAGCCCUUGGGGGAUACGUUAGAAAGAAAUUGGAACAAUGAAUUAAAAAAAGCAAAAUUACAAAAUAGAAAACCAAAAUUUAUGAAAGCAAUAACUGCUACAUUUUGGAAAUCAUUCUCAUUAUGGGGUGUUGCAUUAUUUAUACAAGCUAAUAUAUUAAAAAUAUUAGUACCAAUUUAUUUGGCUGACUUGUUACGAUAUUUUAACGAAACAAAUAGAGACAAGGAUGAAGCGUAUUUGAUUGCAACAAAAUUACUUUUAGCUCAAUUUGUAAAUGCUUUAUUUAGUGCUUAUUUCAAUCAAGAAAUGGCUUUAAUGGGCAUGCAAAUUCGAGUAGCAUGUUGUUCACUUAUGUAUCGUAAGAUGUUACGAUUGAGCCAUACCAGUCUUGGACUAACGUCUAUUGGGAACAUUAUAAACUUAAUGUCAAACGAUGUAAGUCGUUUUGAUCAAGCGCUUUCAUACUUGCAUUAUAUUUGGAUAAUGCCAAUUCAAACUGCGAUAUUUUCAUAUUUUAUGUAUAAAGCGUGUGGCGUAGCUGCCUUUGUUGGUGUUGCUGUAAUUGCAGUGCAAGCAAUUCCUUUGCAAGGUUACUUAUCGAAAAAAACUGCACAAUUACGUGGUCCAAUUGCUCAACGUACUGAUGAAAGAGUGCGUCUUAUGAAUGAAAUUGUUGGCGGAAUUCAAGUGAUCAAAAUGUACGCUUGGGAAAAACCGUUUGAACUUUUAGUACAACAGGCUAGAAAAACCGAAAUUGAUUUAUUAUUAAUUACUUCGUAUGUUCGAGGAUUUUCUGCUGCAUUGAUGGUGUAUACAGAACGAUUAUCUUUAUAUGUUACCGUUGUUGCCUUCGUUUUAUUGGGAAAUGAUUUAACUGGAGAUGUGGUCUUUUCUUUAGCACAAUACUUUAACAUGCUUCAAGCAUGUAUGGCCAUAUUUUUCCCCAUGGCAUUAACCAAUGCUGGAGAAGCUAUAAUUUCGAUAAAACGUAUUCAAGAAUUUUUACUUCAAGAAGAAAAUACAAAUAUAAAAUAUAUUCAAUCGUCUCCAAACGAUUACAGUGAAAAAAUUGAUGGUGUAAACAUGAAAAGCGUUAAGGAAUCUAUUGACGAAAAACUUGGUGGGGUAAAUUUGAGAAAUGUGAAUGCAUCGUGGGUCGAAUCACAAAUUGUUCCAACAUUAAGCAAUAUUACGUUUGAAUUAAAACCAGGGCAAUUAUGUGCUAUUAUUGGUUCUGUCGGUUCUGGUAAAAGUUCCAUUCUUCAGUUACUUUUAAAAGAACUUUCUAUAAAUCGGGGUACACUAGAUAUUCAUGGAAAAGUAUCGUAUUGUUCACAAGAACCAUGGCUGUUCCAAGGUAGUGUGCGUAAUAAUAUUCUGUUUGGAUUGCCAUUCGAUAAGAUUCGAUAUCGAAGUGUGGUUGAUGUUUGUGCAUUAAUUAAAGAUUUUGAACAGUUUCCACACGAUGACAAAACAUUGGUUGGAGAUCAUGGUACAUCGUUAAGUGGAGGACAAAGAGCUCGAGUAAAUUUAGCACGAGCUGUUUAUCGUAAAGCGGAUAUUUAUUUAUUUGAUGAUCCAUUAAGUGCCGUUGAUACUCACGUUGGCAAACAUUUAUUCGAGAAUUGUAUAAAAAAAUAUUUAAAAAAUAAAACUCGAUUUUUAGUAACGCAUCAACUUCAAUAUAUCGAAACUGCCGAUUUGAUCAUCGUGUUAAAUAAUGGUCGCAUUGAGAAAAUGGGAACUUGGAGUGAAAUAUCUAAGGAUUCAUCAAUUUUAGAUGAAAUUAAAAUGCCAAGGGAAGAAAAUGAGAAACAAGCUGAAGAAGUGAAGGAAGAAGAACGUAAGCGAUUACAUUCAACAGUUUCAGUUCAGAGUACAAUUCAUGAGGAGGAAGAUGAACCACAAGAGACUCAAGAAUUGAUGGAAAAAGGUUCAGUAGGUGGUAGUGUACUUUGGAAAUAUUUACGAGCAAGUGGAAGUCUUUGUUUCUUCAUAUAUUUAAUAGUUUUGCUAUUACUCUCGCAAAUUGCAAGUAAUUGUUCUGAUUUAUGGGUUACGGAAUGGACAAAUAAUGAAAAUAUUCGACGGAGCUAUUUUGAAUUAAUUGGUGAAAACACAACAAAAUCAACGCCUUUAAAUGUAACAACUGUGAUAAAUUCUACAAUUGUAGCAAAUGAUACACUUUUAAGUAAAUAUGCAGACUAUGUUAUAAUUCAACAAGAUUACAGCAUCUAUAUUUACAGCAUUUGUAUAGCUUUAAGUGUAUUCUUUUUGACUUACAGUCGUUUAGCUUUGUUUAAGCUAUGCAUGAAUAAUUCUAUUGGUUUGCAUGAUACCAUGUUUAAUAAUAUUUUACAAUCAACGAUGAGAUUCUUCGAUACAAACCCAACAGGUCGUAUUUUAAAUCGUUUUUCAAAGGAUAUGGGAAUAGUUGAUGAAGUUUUACCAAGAUUAUUGCUGUAUUCAGCUCAAGUAUUUUUGGUAAUGGCAGGAAUUAUGGUUAUGGUCGGCAUUGUUAAUCCGAUUAUGAUUGCAGCAAUGCAGAUCAUGGCUGUUUUAUUUUAUGCAGUACGCAAAGUUUAUACGAGCACUGCUCUAGAUUUGCAACGAAUUGAAGGAAUAAGUCGUAGCCCAGUAUUUUCACAUGUAAGUGCUUCUUUGGACGGUAUUACAACUAUAAGAUCUUGUGGCGCACAAAGUCUUUUAGCCAAAGAAUUCGAUAUCCAACAAGAUGUACACACUAGUGCUUGGUAUUUAACAGUCGCUACAGGUACAGCGUUCGGUUUUUGGUUGGAUUGUGUUAGUGUUUCAUUUUUAGCUGCGCUAAUAUUUAGUUUCAUUUUAAUGGAUGAUGGUACGACAUUUGGUGGUAAUGCUGGUUUAGCUAUUUCACAAUCAUUAAUUUUAACUGGCAUGCUUCAGUAUGGUAUGCGACAAACCGCUGAAGUUAUGAAUAACUUAACAAGUGUUGAACGAAUUUUACAAUAUACAAAAUUAGAAAAGGAAGGUCCGUUUGAAUCGGAACCUGGUAAGAAACCAGUUGCUGCUUGGCCAGAAGAUGGAAAACUUGAAUUUAAGCAUACAUAUUUGCGUUAUAACCCAACGGAUGAACCAGUUUUAAAAGAUUUGAACUUUGAAAUUAAUGCUGGUGAUAAAGUUGGAAUCGUGGGUCGAACUGGGGCAGGAAAAUCAUCUUUAGUGCAAGCCAUCUUCCGUUUAGCACCUCUAGAUGGUGAAAUUGAAAUUGAUAAUAUUGCAACUAAAUCAGUAGGAUUAACAGAUCUACGCUCUCGAAUAUCAAUUAUCCCUCAAACUCCAGUAUUAUUUUCGGCAACAUUAAGGAAUAAUUUGGAUCCAUUUAACAAGAGUGAUGAUGCAAGUUUAUGGCAAGCAUUGGAAGAGGUUGAACUUAAAGAUUUAGGAGAAAGUCUGGAUUAUAAAGUAAACGAAGGUGGAUCCAACUUCAGUGCUGGCCAACGACAACUUUUAUGUUUGGCUCGAGCUAUUGUUCGGAAUAAUAAAAUUUUGGUAUUGGAUGAAGCUACAGCAAAUGUUGAUCCUAACACUGAUUCGUUAAUUCAAACUACAAUUCGAAAGAAGUUCGUGGAUUGUACGGUAUUAACAAUUGCUCAUCGAUUAAAUACAAUUAUGGACUCAGACAAGGUGAUUGUUAUGGAAGCAGGACGUAUGGUUGAAUAUGAUCAUCCGCAUAUAUUGUUACAACAGAAUAAUGGAUAUUUCACAAAAAUGGUUGCCGAAACUGGUCGAAGUAUGGAAAUGCAUUUGCGUCAAGCUGCUAAAGAAGCGUAUGAAAGGAAAUUUAAAAGCGAAUAAACUUAUUAUACAACAAAUGCAAACAAAUGCUUCUUAAAUCUCAUUGUUUUGAUUUCAAAACUUAAUUAUUAUAGAAUAAAUAAUUUUUUUUAAGGAGA